This is a messenger RNA of Ixodes scapularis (black-legged tick), 1903 nucleotides long. Its product is annotated as putative ATPase N2B. NCBI's taxonomy places the organism in Eukaryota, Metazoa, Arthropoda, Arachnida, Ixodida, Ixodidae. Gene Ontology annotation, cellular component: cytoplasm; mitochondrion. Gene Ontology annotation, molecular function: ATP binding; ATP hydrolysis activity. The record is from RefSeq and is a predicted model, not a curated record. The transcript is spliced from 11 exons. The coding region runs from base 455 to 1900 and encodes 481 amino acids.
UGCUUCGGUACGUGUGUAACAACGGGGGCACAGCCAGGGCCAUUCAUUUGUUCGUACUACGAUGAUUCGGAAAUCGAGCUGAAAUUCACUGAAGUCGCCUAUUUACUGAAACCUUUGAAGGCAGAACGGAAAGUCUUUUAUACAAGUUCCAGAUUGCCACGCGUCCAAGUAACUGCAGUUAGUCCCUAACCAAUCAGUCUACAAUGAAGGUCAUCGGCGCCGAGCUGGUACCUGAGGAGAUGCCCCGUUCAGCGUCGGAGUCGACUAAAAAUCUUAAGUAUUCUACGCAAAGGCCGUGACGACGAAGAUCGCAAGUACACUUAGAAAACUCGUAGGUUAGACCUCCGGUGCUAUAAAUAAAUUAGUAACUAAACCAUCGACAAUUAAUUCACGAAACGACGGACAACACAUAUAGACUUUCCGCUGAUACUGCUCUGUCCGUGCUCGAAACGUCAUGAAAACCAGACUUCCAGUGCCUCUACAUCUCAGGAGACUGCUGACGGGCGGCUGCCACCGUCACAAGCCAUGGUGCCUCGCACUUAAACGAACUGUAACUACAACCAGUACUCAAGAUGGUGGCAUCGAGCAGGAAGACGUGCUUUCCCAGUACUACCGCCUCCUCGGUCAGGGCACGCUGAAACCGGACGAGAAUCAGCUCAAGGUGGCCCAACUCCUCCGUGAACUCCAGUCCAACAUCUCCCAGUAUGCACCCCGCAGCCAAAGCCUCUUUGAAAAGGUGACCGUUAAAAGGACCUUCAGACGAGGCGGUCAGACUGACAUUUGUUGUGACCUGCCUGUGUGCGGCUUUUUCCAGUGGUUCUCGGGGAACAAGCCAGUAGUCAAGCCGGCGGGGGUCUACAUCUACGGCGCUGUCGGCCGGGGCAAGACCAUGCUCAUGGACAUGUUCUACGAGUCCGCGACCCCGGAGAGCAAGCAACGAGUGCACUUCCACUCUUUUAUGCUGGAUGUCCAUAAUCGCAUCCACGCAUGGAAACAGCAGUCCGCCCAGGCGGGCCUGGGCCGCAAAUCCCCGCAGUACGACCCCAUUCCACCCGUGGCGGAGGCCCUCUGCGCCCAGGCCUGGCUGCUCUGCCUGGACGAGUUCCAGGUGACGGACAUUGGGGAUGCCAUGAUCCUCAAGCGCCUCUUCAGCCACCUCUUCAACCUCGGGGCCGUGGUGGUCGCCACGUCCAACCGCAAGCCCGACGACCUGUAUAAAAACGGACUGCAGCGCAGCAGCUUCCUGCCCUUCAUCGACGUGCUCAAGAAAAACUGCAUACCAGUGGCACUCGACUCCGGGAUCGACUACAGGAUUCAGAAGGGGGCUGCCAAGACUAGCUUCUACCUCGUAAAGUCUGAGUGCGAUGCUGAUGCAGAGUUGAACCGCAUGUUCAAAGUUCUGGCCAGCCAGGAAAACGAUGUCAUUCGGCCGCGCAUCCUCACGAUCAAGGGGCGCAACGUGGAGUUUGCCAAAGCCUGUGGACGAGUGCUCGACUCUUCCUUCUCCGAGCUGUGUGACCGCGCCGUGGGGGCGGUGGACUACCUAGCCCUGAGCCAGGUCUUCCACACUAUCCUGGUGCGGGACGUGCCCCAGCUGAGCUUGCGAGAGAAAACCCAAGCCCGGCGCUUCAUCACCCUCGUCGACACCCUGUACGACCACCGGGUGCGCCUCGUCAUGUCCGCCCAGGUGCCUCCCAACCAGCUCUUCUCCACUGUACAGGGCCCAAACACCCUCACCGAUGAGAACAGGCACCUGAUGGACGACCUCCAGCUCACCGAUCAGAGCGCGAGCAUCUUCAGUGGAGAGGAAGAGAUGUUUGCCUUCGACCGCACAGUGUCCCGGCUGAGUGAGAUGCAGACCGAGAACUACUGGAACCAAGCCAGUAAACACGUUUAUUAGCUG